AUGGAGCCCCCUCCCUCCCCCACAAGCUUCUGGUGGCCAGCUGUUCCACCGGCUAACGGUCCUUCCAUCCCAUCCCGGAAAUUUCCUCCUUCGUUCCAGAGACGGAUCACCUGUCGAUUCAGUCUUGGUCUCACCUGGGGUUUGUUUUUUGGCCUGCAGGUGGACGAAUACGACGUGCCCUGCGAGCAGGAUCUGGGACCCAUCGUGCUGAUCCGCCUUCACAAGGAGCCCUACCUGUUCUUCCCUAAGGACAAUUGGUUCUGUAGUUACGUCACGGUGAAGGCGCCCCACGGCGAGACCUACCACUUCCCCUCCUACCAGUGGCUGGAGGGCUACUGUUCCCUCACCCUGCGCGAAGGGACAGCCAAAACGGUGGAAGACGAUACGGGGAACCCCGCCCUGCUGCAGCAUCGCAAGAAAGAGCUGGCCAAUCGGCAGGAGAGCUACUGCUGGAAGAAGUACGCCCCGGGCUGGCCGAGGUGCGUCGACGCCCACACCACGGAGGACCUGCACUCGAAUUCUAAGUAUUCCCUCAGCAAAACCACCGUCUUUGCCGUCCGAACUCUCAAAUCGGAGAUUGAACUGAGGCUGAAGGGCUUCUCGAACCUGGUGGAAUCCUGGGAGAGUCUGGAUGAUCUCCGCAAAAUCUUUUGGUUUCACAAAACUCCCGUCACAGAGUACGUCAUGGACCACUGGAUGGAUGAUGACUUCUUCGGGUACCAGUUCCUCAACGGGGUCAACCCCGUCCUGCUCCGGAAAUGCACCAAGAUCCCCCCGAACCUCCCGGUGACGGACGAGAUGGUGUCUGGAAGCUUGGGGAAGUCCACUCUUGAAGAAGAACUGAAGAAGGGGAACCUCUUCAUUGCUGACUACAAGAUCCUGGAGGACAUCCCGACCUCCAAACUGAACGGGAAGCACCAGUAUCUCGCAGCCCCAAUUUGCCUGUUGCACCUCAAUUCGGAGCAACAGAUGAUGCCGAUAGCUAUCCAGCUGAGCCAGACCCACAGCAUGGAGAGCCCCAUCUUCCUGCCCACCGACCGUAAAUGGGACUGGACCUUAGCCAAGAUCUGGGUGCGAAUGGCCAACUUCCACGUCCACGAAGUCAUCACCCACCUCCUGGAGGCCCAUUUCCACUGCGAGGUCUACGCCAUGGCUACCCUCCGGCAGCUCCCCAUGUGUCACCCUAUUUACAAGCUCUUGAUACCCCAUACCCGUUACACCCUCCAUAUUAAUACGCUUGCUCGGACCGAUCUCAUCCAGCCCGGUGGGCUCUUCGAUAAGGCUUCAGCCACGGGCCGGGAUGGCAUGCUGAAGCUACUUGCCAAAGGGGUGGAAGUCUCCAACUACACCUCCCUCUGCCUCCCCGAUGAUCUUGAAGAGAGAGGCGUCUCCUCCUUACCCAACUUCUACUACCGGGACGAUGGGAUGAAGAUCUGGGCCGCCAUCGAGAAAUUUGUCUCCGGCAUUGUUGAAUUCUACUACAAAUCCGACGGCGCCGUGAAAGAGGAUCCCGAACUCCAAGCCUGGAUCCAUGAGAUCUUCACGGAAGCUUUCUUGAGUCGGGAAUCUUCAG
Molecule: messenger RNA, 1573 nt
Organism: Thamnophis elegans (Western terrestrial garter snake)
Lineage: Eukaryota; Metazoa; Chordata; Lepidosauria; Squamata; Natricidae
Product: hydroperoxide isomerase ALOXE3-like
Exons: 10
Biological process (GO): lipid oxidation; linoleic acid metabolic process
Molecular function (GO): oxidoreductase activity, acting on single donors with incorporation of molecular oxygen, incorporation of two atoms of oxygen; iron ion binding; protein binding
Source: RefSeq, a predicted model, not a curated record